Saccostrea cuccullata (small rock oyster) is the source of this 424-nucleotide messenger RNA. RefSeq lists its product as uncharacterized. The record is from RefSeq and is a predicted model, not a curated record. Lineage: Eukaryota; Metazoa; Mollusca; Bivalvia; Ostreida; Ostreidae. The transcript has 2 exons. Gene Ontology annotation, molecular function: hydrolase activity, acting on glycosyl bonds. The coding region runs from base 53 to 424 and encodes 123 amino acids.
UGAAAUGUGAAAUUUGGAACACUUCUAAUUCGUAGUACAGGUAUAUUACAAAAUGCGCUCAAUUCCUUUGUUGCUUGAAUUAGCCUUUGUUGCCAGCCUCGUGGAUGCUGCAACUGAAUAUCUUCAUAAUGCGGACUUUGAGAGUACAAGUUUUAGCGGUAACUGGGUUUGCGCGGAUUGCACUAUGACGUCCUACACAGCAGAUGUACAUCACGGAAGUAGAUCAAUCAAGGUCACAAACAGACACCAUUACUGGUCAGCACCCCAGGCUAACGUCCACGUUCCUCCGGGGCACAACUAUGUCGCUAGGAUGUAUUUUAAGUUACUAAAUAUACCAAACAAUGUGAAAACUAUAGAAGUAGAUCUCAUGGCUGCUGUUAAUACUCAUGGUAAUAUCUUAGAGCAUGCAUAUUUAUCAUAUUAG